UUUAUAUUUAUCUGUUUCUACUCUAUUUGAUUACAGGAAAAAAGAGUGAAAGCCUCAAAGUCUUUUGGAUUUUCAUUUGUGUAUCAUUUUCUUUAUUGUUUCAUAAAUCAGAUUUGGGUUUUGUUGUUUCUGAAAGUAGAUUUGGGUGAGUUUAUUUGAAAUAUGUGUUUAUCUAGCUUUGUUUCAUAAGUUGGAUUUAUUUUUACUUAUUGGAUUUUGUAUCUGAUUUGGGUGGUGUUGUUUCUGUACACAGAUUUGGGUGAGUUGUACUGUUUUCUCUAAGUUUGAACUCUUUCAGAAAUCAGAUUUGUAUAUUUCGAAAUCUGUUUAUAUAUGUUUCGAAUAUGUUUUCUCCUAAUCUGAUUUGUAUAUACUAUUUCAGAAAUCCAAUUUUAAGAUUCUGCAGGAGCUAUAUUUCUGACUUUGUUGUCUAAAGAUCCUUUCUAACUAGAUUUCCGACUUCUAGAGACAACAAAAUAUUGAUUAUUGUAAAAUUAGAGAUGUUUUGCUUCAAAAAAUGCACUAAGUCAGAAAUAUAGGCAAAUAUAAGCAAACCUCGGGUGAGUUGUAUGUUUUUGUUUGUUUUAUUUGGUUGAUUAUAAAAUUUAUUGUAUUUUUUAUUUUGUAAUUUUUAUAUAUAUAUGGGCAUAAAAAAUUUUCUCGCCCCGGAGACACGAACAAAAGAUGUAACUUUCUCCUCAUGUUAAAAUCUACUUCCAGUGUGUUAUAAAAAUUGAUUUCUCCUCAUGUUAAAAUCCCUUAUUCAUUUUUAGCUUCUUAAAUCAUCUCUAUUGAUCUAGAGUGAAAGAACAUAUAUAAAUCACGACCUCUGAUCACUGUUUUCCCCACUGAUUUAUGAUCGGAGCUUAAAACCAGACGAUGAAGAAGGACAAAUCAGUGUUAAUUGCAAGCCCUAGCGGAACUACCGAAGCAAAUUCAUCUUUUUCAAACAGAGUAUUCCUUCCAGAAGACGAAGAAUCGGAGAAGCAACAAACUACUAAUGACUUCCCUUUGCCAAUCGCCACUCGUAAUGGUUCCUCGAAAUACGAUUUCGUCAAGGUGAAAGUAUGGUUGGGUGAUAAUGCUGAUCACUACUAUGUCCUCUCUAGAUUUUUGCUUAGCAGAAUGUUGACUGUUACUAAGAUUCCUAAUCAUGUCGCUCUAAAAAUUGCCCUUGAACUCAAGAAGCUGCUCAUAGAUAAUAGCCUUCUGGACGUCUCUCAAUCUGAUCUGGAAGCUAAUUUGUUUAAGCUCAUGGAAAGGCGGGGCUAUGGGCAAGAAUAUAUAAAUCGUUACAAGAUGAUGACAAGAUUUCACCAUCAGCGAGUACCAUUAGUUAUUCUUGUAUGUGGCACAGCAUGUGUUGGAAAGUCAACAAUUGCUACCCAGCUUGGUCAAAGGCUAAACUUGCCAAAUGUUUUACAGACGGAUAUGGUCUAUGAAUUGCUAAGAACAUCAACAGAUGCACCUUUGACAUCUUCACCUAUUUGGGCACGAGACUUUAGUUCAUCAGAGGAGCUAAUUACUGAAUUUUGCAGAGAAUGUAGGAUCGUUCGAAAAGGUUUGGCUGGUGAUUUAAAGAAAGCAAUGAAAGAUGGGAAGCCGAUCAUCAUUGAGGGGAUGCAUGUGGAUCCUAGUAUAUAUUUAAUGGACGAAGAGAACAAAUCACCACAUAAGGCUUCAAAAACAGAUGAAAAUGACUUAAAAGACACAGAAAAUAAUGCUGAAAUUUCCAAGACAAAAGCAAUUGGUGAAGAGUCGGAUAAAGUUUCGGACGGGGUCAGAUCUGUUCAUAUUGUUGACCAGGCUGCUGAUGACAAUAAGCCUAUUCUAAGAAGAGAAAAAUCAGGGGUCACUGAGCCAGUAAUAAUUCCUAUAGUCCUUAAGAUGGCAGAAUUUGAUCAUAAAGCACUACUAGAAGAGUGGAUAUCUAGCAGAAAAUUCAGUGAUAAGUAUCCAAUCCAGGAAAAAGAUAAAGUGAUUAACAACUUAAAAAUCAUUCAAGAUUAUCUGUGCUCAUUCAAAUCACAUGGAUUAACAGUUGCUAAUAUAUCUGCUACAACUUUCCCACAAACUCUUGAUUGGCUGCAUAAUCAUCUUCUUCAGUGUAUUGAGCAAGGUAUAUCGUCUGCCACAAAAGGAAGCAGUAAUCAGACAGGUGGAAGUUAAUUAAUAUCUUGGGAAGCUGUUUGUUUUGUUAAUUGAGU
Lactuca virosa is the source of this 2207-nucleotide messenger RNA. NCBI's taxonomy places the organism in Eukaryota, Viridiplantae, Streptophyta, Magnoliopsida, Asterales, Asteraceae. The record is from the annotation of a GenBank genome assembly.